CAUGGUUGGUGACUUGGUGUGGUGGAACAGGGAGCGGUGAUGGAACCCUUCCAAGAUGAUUUUGAGACAGAGAAGCACUACGCUGAGGUGCUACUCAUGAACAUGAUUGACAGUGUGGAUGCUACUCCUGUUGAAGCAGAGAUGAUAGCAGCUUUCAAGGCAUAUGAUCUAAUCACUGCUGAAUUUGGGAUUAUUCCUAAGUCGUGCAAAUUGUUUGGAGACCCAUGCCCGCUAACCAGGUGGAUCAUUGGUGAAGACAAGCUCCAAAAGGUCUGAGUACACGUACAAGUAAUAACUCAAAUGAGUUCUCACAAGAUAAACAGAGUCCAAUAUCAUGUUUGCUGUGUGCAAAAUAAUUUGAGUCAUAUUUUGUUUAUGUUUCUAUAUGUACAUGAUCAUCCGAUGUUGCUUUAAAAUAUAUGUUAUUUGGAAUG
Molecule: messenger RNA, 434 nt
Organism: Rubroshorea leprosula
Lineage: Eukaryota; Viridiplantae; Streptophyta; Magnoliopsida; Malvales; Dipterocarpaceae
Source: the annotation of a GenBank genome assembly